AUGGCUUCUUUCUCUUCUGCUACUGCUGGCGUUUCCUUGCUUGCCAUCUUCAUGGUCUUGCAGCUUUCCUCAGUCGCCAUGGCCGCCGAUCACAUUGUGGGCGGUGACAAGGGUUGGACCACCAACUUCAACUACUCCGAAUGGGCCAAGGAUCAAGUUUUCGUUGUCGGGGACAACCUUGUGUUCAACUAUAACAAUACGAAGCACAAUGUGUUCCAAGUGAACGGGACGAUGUUCCAGAGCUGCACAAUUCCAGACUCAUCAAAUUCAAACCAGUCACUGAGCUCUGGCCAUGACGUGAUUCGACUUGACACAGAGGGCAAAAAGUGGUACAUUUGUGGUUUUAGCAAUCACUGUCGUGAUCUUGGCAUGAAGCUUUCCGUCAACGUUACGCCUUCUGCUGCUUCUUCUCUCCUCUCCUCUGCCUCUCUGCUGCUUCUCGUCGCAGCCAUGCUUGCCACUGCCACUAUCUCCAUCUGA
Molecule: messenger RNA, 480 nt
Organism: Neltuma alba
Lineage: Eukaryota; Viridiplantae; Streptophyta; Magnoliopsida; Fabales; Fabaceae
Product: mavicyanin-like
Exons: 2
Coding region: 1-480 (159 amino acids)
Cellular component (GO): plasma membrane
Molecular function (GO): electron transfer activity
Source: RefSeq, a predicted model, not a curated record